Molecule: messenger RNA, 1445 nt
Organism: Ziziphus jujuba (common jujube)
Lineage: Eukaryota; Viridiplantae; Streptophyta; Magnoliopsida; Rosales; Rhamnaceae
Product: BTB/POZ domain-containing protein At1g21780
Exons: 4
Coding region: 223-1209 (328 amino acids)
Molecular function (GO): protein binding
Source: RefSeq, a predicted model, not a curated record
CAAGCAGACUAGUGGCUUUAUUUCGAUGGAAAAUUGUGUGCAAAAAAGCAAAGGAAAAGAAAGAAACGUCGUUUUUAGGGACCAAAAAGGCUUUGUGAAGGUGAGUCAACGAAGCUUAAACGCGAAGUCAGUGUGCACUACUUCUCUGUCUGCAAGUCACGGCAAAAGCAGACUAUUUGGAGGAGGAAACAACAGAGAGAGAUAGAGUGAGAAAGUGGGAAAAUGGCCGAUUCGAAGGUGGAGACCAUAUCAAGGUUGGCUCAAUGGAGGAUCGACAACUUCGGGCCUUGUACUUACAAGAAAUCCGACCCUUUUAAGGUCGGAUUCUGGAACUGGCACUUGUCCAUAGAGAAGAAUCGGUACCUCUAUAUUCGUCUAUUUCCGGAGCCUUCUCGGGCUUCUAAAGAACAGCCUCCAAUUGCUCGCUUUGUUCUCAGAUUUUAUAGCACGGUCCCUGGACGAAGACACUACAUCUCUCCUGUUCAUGAAAGACUGCUUCGGACGGGUGAAGACUUUGUGUGGCCUGUUGAUACUGCCUUCACUGGUCGCUUCGUCAUUGACGUUGAGUUUCUGGAUCUGAAGAUAUACUCUGUUAAUAAUCAGGGUGGGGAAGCUUGUUCCAUAUGGCCUAUUGAUGGAAUGAUGCAAUCUGUAUCAAUCCAAGGCACUCUUCGAUGCCUCUCUCGGAUGCUUGAUGAGGGAAUCCAUGCGGAUGUUACCAUCAACACAGCUGAUGGAAAUCUAAGGGCUCACAAGGCAAUCUUGUCUGCAAGCUCUUCGGUAUUCCAAAGCAUGUUCCAUCACAACCUCAAGGAGAAAGAGUCUUCCACAAUUCACAUAGAAGACAUGUCAAUGGAAUCUUGUGUGGCUCUUCUGAGUUACUUGUAUGGAACCAUUAAACAAGAGGAUUUCUGGAAGCACCGGCUAGCACUUCUUGGAGCGGCAAACAAAUACGACAUUGCAGACCUAAAAGAUGCUUGUGAGGAAAGCCUUUUGGAAGACAUCAACUCGGGGAAUGUCCUUGAGAGGCUGCAGGAGGCCUGGUUGUACCAGCUAAACAAGCUGAAGAAAGGGUGCUUGAUGUACUUGUUUGAAUUCGGCAAGAUCUAUGAUAUAAAAGAUGAAAUGAACAACUUUUUCAGGCAUGCAGACAGGGACCUUAUGCUAGAGAUGUUUCAAGAAGUGCUUGCAGUUUGGAGACCAAUAUAAGUUACAUACUUCUACUCUUUAACUUCCAUAUAACAAACAAUGGUAUAUUGUAUAUAUAUAUAUAUAUAUAUAUUUCUGUAGAACUCUUCUGAGUAUGUGAAGGUUUUACGUUUCAGGGUCCAAUAGUUUUGGCUGGUGGUAAUUUUCUAUUGUAAUUAGUAUGCCACUCUAUUUCAGGUUCAAGAAUAGCACAUGAGCAAUAUUAAUUAAUGUUUUUGGGUGGUACUGUUAUUCUC